UGCUGCCUCGAUAGCUCUCAUUAUGCUGUGCUCAGUGGCCCGGUGUGUUCCCCGCCUCUGCUAGGCAGUGGCAGCAUGGAUGGUGCUCUUGUGACGACCUCUGCUGAUGCUAUCAGUCCACUGCGGAUAGGCAUGCUGAGUAAUCCUGCUGUAAAUGGGCGAGGACACGGACACACGGAAAAUUAACCACAGCUUUCUGCGAGACCACAACUAUGUGACUGAAGCUGAUAUUAUUUCUACAGUUGAGUUCAACCACACUGGAGAACUGCUGGCUACUGGUGACAAGGGGGGUCGAGUUGUUAUAUUCCAAAGGGAACCUGAGAGUAAAAAUGAGCCUUACAAUCAGGGGGAGUACAAUGUUUACAGCACUUUCCAGAGCCAUGAACCGGAAUUUGAUUAUUUGAAGAGCUUGGAGAUAGAAGAGAAAAUAAACAAGAUCAAGUGGUUACCACAGCAAAAUGCAGCUCACUCACUUCUAUCAACAAAUGAUAAAACAAUCAAAUUGUGGAAAAUUACUGAAAGAGAUAAGAGACCGGAGGGGUACAACUUAAAAGAUGAAGAAGGAAAGCUUAAAGAUCUUUCUACAGUAACGUCACUGCAGGUGCCUGUAUUGAAACCCAUGGAUUUGAUGGUAGAAGUCACUCCCAGGAGAAUCUUUGCUAAUGGUCACACCUAUCAUGUCAACUCAAUAUCUGUCAACAGUGACUGUGAGACGUACAUGUCAGCGGAUGAUCUCAGGAUUAACCUCUGGCAUUUAGCUAUCACAGAUAGGAGCUUCAACAUUGUAGAUAUAAAGCCUGCCAAUAUGGAGGACCUGACGGAAGUGAUUACAGCCUCUGAGUUCCAUCCCCACCACUGCAAUCUCUUCGUCUACAGCAGCAGCAAAGGAUCCCUGAGACUCUGCGACAUGAGGGCAUCGGCUCUCUGUGACAAACAUUCCAAGCUUUAUGAAGAACCAGAAGACCCCAGUAACAGAUCAUUUUUUUCAGAAAUUAUCUCUUCAGUGUCAGAUGUCAAAUUCAGUCACAGUGGUAGAUACAUGCUUACAAGAGAUUACCUCACUGUCAAGGUUUGGGAUCUGAACAUGGAAACAAAGCCUGUAGAAACAUACCAGGUCCAUGAUUACCUUAGAAGCAAGUUAUGUUCCCUCUAUGAAAACGACUGCAUCUUUGACAAGUUUGAAUGUGCAUGGAAUGGAUCCGACAGUGUGAUAAUGACAGGUGCAUAUAACAACUUUUUUCGAAUGUUUGACCGCAACACCAAGCGGGAUGUCACCUUGGAGGCUUCCCGCGAGAGCAGUAAACCACGAGCCAUUCUUAAGCCCCGGAGAGUCUGCGUUGGAGGCAAACGGAGGAAAGAUGACAUCAGUGUUGACAGUUUGGACUUUACUAAGAAGAUCUUGCACACAGCAUGGCACCCAACCGAGAACAUCAUUGCUAUAGCAGCGACAAACAAUCUGUACAUAUUUCAGGAUAAAGUGAACUCAGAAAUGCACUAGAUUUAUCAAUAUCCCUCUAUAUUUACAAACCAGCCUCUUGACAGUUGUAGAAGGAUGUGAUCUUCACAAAAAUUGUGGCUUCUGUGGUGGGAUUUGUAGGUUGCAUCCUUUCAUCCCUCAGCCUGUAUCAUUAUUGGUGGCAAGCCAAUUAUUUUCCAUCACUGCAACUGUAUGAGUAAAAGGCACGAGUGCAAAUCCA
Cyanistes caeruleus (blue tit) is the source of this 1697-nucleotide messenger RNA. It is a transcript of the gene PPP2R2C, whose product is annotated as protein phosphatase 2 regulatory subunit Bgamma. The record is from RefSeq and is a predicted model, not a curated record. Gene Ontology annotation, molecular function: protein binding; protein phosphatase regulator activity. Gene Ontology annotation, cellular component: protein phosphatase type 2A complex. NCBI's taxonomy places the organism in Eukaryota, Metazoa, Chordata, Aves, Passeriformes, Paridae.